Messenger RNA from Chinchilla lanigera (long-tailed chinchilla), 2769 nucleotides. It is a transcript of the gene Anapc2, whose product is annotated as anaphase promoting complex subunit 2. Bases 101 to 2584 code for a protein of 827 amino acids. Lineage: Eukaryota; Metazoa; Chordata; Mammalia; Rodentia; Chinchillidae. Gene Ontology annotation, molecular function: ubiquitin protein ligase binding. The transcript has 13 exons. The record is from RefSeq and is a predicted model, not a curated record. Gene Ontology annotation, biological process: ubiquitin-dependent protein catabolic process. Gene Ontology annotation, cellular component: anaphase-promoting complex.
UCUGCGCUGCGUCUACUCAUGCGUCAUUCUUAUGCGCUGCCUAAAGCGCUGCGUCAUUCCUCUGCGCCGCAUCUGGCUGGUCUGUAAUUAGUGGACGCAGAUGGAGACUGAGGAGGCUGCCGAGGCUGCGGCGGCGGUGUCUGGGAACAGCAAGCCCGGACCUGGACCUGAGCUGUUAGUGGCUUGGAAUACCGUGAGCACCGGGCUAGUGCCGCCGGCUGUUCUGGGGCUGGCAUCUUCCCGGACCAGCGGUGCGGUUCCGCCGAAGGAGGAGGAGCUCCGUGCGGCGGUGGAGGUUUUGAGGGGCCACGGUCUGCACUCGGUCCUGGAGGAGUGGUUCGUGGAGGUGCUGCAGAACGACCUGCAGGCUAACAUCUCGCCCGAGUUCUGGAAUGCCAUCUCUCAGCGCGAAAACUCUGCCGACGAGCCCCAAUGCCUUCUGCUGCUCCUUGACGCUUUCGGCUUGCUGGAGAGCCGCCUGGAUCCCUACCUGCGUAGCCUAGACCUUUUGGAGAAAUGGACUCGCUUGGGCUUGCUGAUGGGCACUGGUGCUCAAGGGCUUCGAGAAAAGGUCCACACCGUGUUGCGGGGAGUCUUGUUCUUUUCCACCCCCAGGACCUUCCAGGAGAUGGUCCAGCGCCUCUAUGGGCGCUUCCUAAGAGUCUAUAUGCAGAGUAAAAGGAAAGGGGAAGGGGGCACAGACCCAGAACUGGAAGGGGAAUUGGACAGCCGAUACGCCCGCCGGCGGUACUAUCGGCUCCUGCAGAGCCCACUGUGUGCAGGGUGUGGCAGUGACAAGCAGCACUGCUGGUGCCGCCAGGCCCUGGAGCAGUUUCACCAGCUCAGCCAAGUCCUGCACAGGCUCAGUCUGCUGGAGCGGGUGAGUGCUGAGGCAGUGACCACCACCCUGCACCAGGUCACCCGGGAGAGGAUGGAGGACCGCUGCCGAGGCGAGUAUGAGCGUUCCUUCCUGCGUGAGUUCCACAAGUGGAUCGAGAGGGUGGUUGGCUGGCUGGGCAAGGUGUUCCUGCAGGACAGCCCUGCUCGGCCUGCGUCCCCCGAGGCUGGAAGCACGUUGCGCCGGUGGCGCUGCCACGUGCAGAGGUUCUUCUACCGCAUCUAUGCCAGCCUGCGCAUCGAGGAGCUCUUCAGCAUCAUCCGAGACUUCCCAGACUCCCGGCCAGCCAUUGAGGACCUCAAGUACUGCCUGGAGAGGACCGACCAGAGACAGCAGCUGCUUGUGUCCCUCAAGGCUGCCCUGGAGACACGGCUUCUCCACCCAGGCGUCAACACAUGUGACAUCAUCACUCUCUACAUCUCGGCCAUCAAGGCGCUGCGAGUGCUGGAUCCCUCCAUGGUCAUCCUGGAGGUGGCUUGUGAGCCCAUCCGCCGCUACCUGAGGACACGCGAGGACACGGUGCGGCAGAUUGUGGCUGGGCUGACUGGGGACUCGGAUGGGACUGGGGACUUGGCAGUUGAGUUGUCCAAGACUGACCCAGCCAGCCUGGAGACAGGCCAGGACAGUGAGGAUGACUCCGGCGAGCCUGAAGAUUGGGUCCCUGACCCUGUGGAUGCCGAUCCAGGGAAGUCAAGCUCCAAGCGGCGCUCCUCGGACAUCAUCAGCCUGCUGGUCAGCAUCUACGGCAGCAAGGACCUCUUCAUCAAUGAGUACCGCUCCCUGCUUGCAGACCGCCUCCUGCACCAGUUCAGCUUCAGCCCUGAGCGGGAGAUCCGCAACGUGGAGCUACUGAAACUGCGGUUUGGCGAAGCCCCUAUGCACUUCUGUGAGGUCAUGCUGAAGGACAUGGCAGAUUCCCGCCGCAUCAACGCCAACAUCCGCGAGGAGGAUGAGAAGCGGCCUGUGGAGGAGCAGCCACCGUUUGGGGUCUAUGCCGUCAUCCUGUCCAGUGAGUUCUGGCCCCCAUUCAAGGAGGAGAAGCUGGAGGUCCCUGAGGACAUCAGGGCCGCCCUGGAGGUCUACUGCAAGAAAUACGAGAAGCUGAAGGCCAUGCGGACCCUCAGCUGGAAGCACACCCUGGGCCUGGUGACCAUGGAUGUGGAGCUGGCUGACCGCACCCUGUCUGUGGCAGUGACACCUGUGCAGGCAGUGGUCUUGCUAUACUUCCAGGACCAAGCCAGCUGGACCCUGGAGGAGCUGAGCAAGGUGGUGAAGAUGCCCGCGGCGCUGCUGCGGCGCCGCAUGUCUGUCUGGCUGCAGCAAGGCGUGCUGCGGGAGGAGCCGCCGGGUACCUUCUCCGUCAUUGAGGAGGAGCGGCCACAGGACCGUGACAACAUGGUGCUCAUUGACAGCGAUGACGAGAGUGACUCUGGCAUGGCCUCACAGGCUGACCAGAAGGAGGAGGAGCUGCUGCUCUUCUGGACAUACAUCCAGGCCAUGCUGACCAACCUGGAGAGCCUUUCGCUGGAGCGCAUCUACAGCAUGCUGCGCAUGUUCGUCAUGACAGGCCCUGCGCUGGCAGAGAUUGACCUGCAGGAGCUCCAGGGCUACCUGCAGAAGAAGGUGCGUGACCAGCAGCUCAUCUACUCCGCUGGCGUCUACCGCCUGCCCAAGAGCUGCAGCUGACAAGUGCCCAGCAGGCCCUGUCCAGUGUGACCCCAGGUGGACAGCUGGGGGCUCCCCUCUCUGUCCCACUGCUGUGUUCCUACACCCUGCCGGCCCCCACAUCUCUGCCUUUCCUCCCCUGUUCUGCCUCCUGGUCUCUGUACCCGUCUCCACCACCAGAACUCAGAUUAAAGUCGGUCAGUUCA